GCACUAAAGACUUUUUAAAAAUGUUUUUUCAUUUCAUUUUUUUUUUUUUAUUAUGUCAAUUUUGCAUUUUAAAAAGUCCAGUUUUUCACGCUUCCAGAUAUAAGAGCGCAUGGGUCUGGUUUGUCCCGCGGUCCCUGUUCUGUUCUGCAGUGUAGUUUCAGUGCCGCCUGGACCACAGCUUUGGAAUGAGGGCGCUCCUCUAUACUGUACACUCUGUUGCAAUUGUAUCUUCAUCGAAUUAUUUUUUGCUUGAAUUCUUGUUUAAUUUAUAUGCUUUUUGUAAUGCAAUCAAAUGCAGGUUAGGACAUAAAUAUGCUUUUAAAACUUCCGAUUUGCUGGUUUUUUUUUUAAUAAAGAAAUAAAUUAUGAAGAAGACUCCUUUCUUUUUUGAUUGUGUGGCAAUCUGCAAACUGGCAUUCUGCAUCAUUUUCCGGCACACCGCGAUGCUGGAUCAGACCCACUGGGAUUCCAAUAAGAGACCUAGUAACUGGGCUGCAGCUCUGCGUGACUGCUGGUUUGUAACCCCUGUGCAAUCUUUGUAUACUGUGAGCGGAAUACUGCCGGUUAUCCGGGGGUCCUACUUGGUAAACAAUAUUCAAAAAUGAUUACCAAAGCAGGGUCAGUCCUUCCUCUCACUGAUACUGAGGGCAAAGAUCAUUCUUCACACCGGUGCGCUGAAAGGAGAGCCAGCGCACAGUGAACAGAGGCAGGCGCAGGGGCAGAACUAGAGGAGCUGAGAGAUGGCAGUUGAGGGGACAUGCAGUACACUGAGGCAGAGGAACGCUAAGGCCCCCAUGAGCCAGGCUGAAGAUGAUGCUUCACCAGCCAGUAAUGAGGAGCACACAGGCAGUGCAAGGGGGCUGAUACAAUGGAGGAGACACAUGGAGCAUGUCAAGGCGGAGCUGUUGGAGCAGAUCCAAGGGCAGCUCAGCGACCUGGUUGACAAAGUGAUCAGCGAGUCGGUGCAGUCUUACUCCCAGCGCAACAAACCACUCGCCAACUCCAAUGAAACCGAGGCCACGUCAAGAAAGCAGCGGCUUUCUUCAGAGCAGGGGAAAGUGUUUCUGGAAAGACGGUCACUUCUCGAUGAGCUGUUUGAAAUCGAUCACAUCCGCACUAUCUAUCACAUCUUCAUCGCCAUGCUGUGUGUGUUUAUCAUCAGCACUCUCGCUGUGGACUUUAUAGACCAAGGCAGGCUGGUGCUGGAGUUCGAUCUCCUGUUCUACGCUUUCGGACGCUUCUCUACCGCGGUGUUUGCCUGGCUCUGCAUGUGCUCCUACACCCUGGUGGUCCCCUACAAAGCGCUGUGCCUGUGGGGGGGUCUCUACCACUCGGUCCGGUUCCAGGGGGGGUUCACCUUCUUGGUGGGGUCCCUGGUGCUGGCCUGCCAAGCCUGCGUCUUGGGGGUCUACCCCAUCUAUGUAGUGGUUCACUACAAACUACCCCCUGCCUCCAGCUUCAUCGUCAUUCUGGAACAGAUUCGAUUCAUGAUGAAAAGCUACUCCUUCAUCCGUGAAAACAUACCUAAAAUCGUGAAGGCAAAACUGAAGCAGGGAGAAGCUGCAAAGCUGCCAGAGUUUUCCAGCUACCUGUAUUUUUUGUUUUGCCCGACUCUGAUUUACAGGGAUGCCUAUCCCAGAAAUCCACGCAUCCGCUGGAAUUAUGUAGCUCUGAAUUUUGCCCAGAUCCUCGGCUGUUUGUUUUAUGGGUACUUCAUCCUGGUGAGGCUGUGCAUCCCAGUCUUCACUAACAUGAGCAAAGAGCCGUUCAGCACCAAGACCAUGGUCCUCACACUCUUCCACGCCACGCUGCCAGGGACCUUUGUGCUGCUGCUCUGCUUCUUCGCCUUCCUGCACUGCUGGCUCAACGCAUUCGCAGAGAUGCUGCGCUUUGCAGACCGCAUGUUUUACAAGGACUGGUGGAAUUCCACGUCAUUCGCCAACUAUUACAGGACCUGGAACGUGGUGGUUCACGACUGGCUGUACAGCUAUGCUUACAAAGACUUCCUGUGGGUGUGCGGGGGCAGGUUCCGGGGCGCUGCCAUGCUGCUGGUGUUUGUCACCUCCGCAGUGGUACACGAGUACGUCCUCACGCUGUGCCUGGGCUACUUCUACCCAGUCAUGUUCUGUCUCUUCGCCAUCUGCGGAGGUGUCUUCAACUUCGCACUCAAUGACAGGAGAAAGGGGGCGGUGUGGAACGUGCUCAUGUGGACCUGUCUGUUCAUUGGUCAGGGGAUCCAGAUGUGCCUGUACUGCCAGGAAUGGUACGCCCAGAUCCACUGUCCCGUCAAAGAGAAGGGUUUCUGGGAAUUUAUCACCCCUCGUUCGUGGUCCUGCAGACUGUAAGCAGGGACGGAGAGAGCAGCCUCGUGUGUGUGUUUUCAAUAGCGAAGAUGUUUUGAAAGCCUGAAGAAUGAACUCACAAACACAUCCAGCUUCCUAAUGCUAAACUACCAGCAGCUACAGCCAACAGCUUUGCAUCCCCUAGAAUUUUAGGUCUGAGACAAUUGACAGUAUCUGGAAAACUACACCGCGAGAUGCGAUUCA
This is a messenger RNA of Polyodon spathula (Mississippi paddlefish), 2546 nucleotides long. Its product is annotated as sterol O-acyltransferase 2-like. Gene Ontology annotation, cellular component: endoplasmic reticulum membrane. Gene Ontology annotation, biological process: cholesterol metabolic process; cholesterol efflux. Bases 741 to 2345 code for a protein of 534 amino acids. NCBI's taxonomy places the organism in Eukaryota, Metazoa, Chordata, Actinopteri, Acipenseriformes, Polyodontidae. The record is from RefSeq and is a predicted model, not a curated record. Gene Ontology annotation, molecular function: fatty-acyl-CoA binding; cholesterol binding; cholesterol O-acyltransferase activity. The transcript is spliced from 16 exons.